Messenger RNA from Aspergillus clavatus NRRL 1, 726 nucleotides. RefSeq names its product complex I NDUFA5 subunit family protein. The record is from RefSeq and is a predicted model, not a curated record. The transcript is spliced from 3 exons. The coding region runs from base 1 to 726 and encodes 241 amino acids. Lineage: Eukaryota; Fungi; Ascomycota; Eurotiomycetes; Eurotiales; Aspergillaceae. Gene Ontology annotation, biological process: respiratory electron transport chain.
AUGAGAUCGACGUUCCGGUUGUUGGCCAAUGUCAAGGCCGCCCGGUAUCUGGAGCCCUUCGCUCCUACCGGCUUGACCGGCCUAGCCACUCACCCCAGUCCUCGUCCUACUCUGAUUCACCUUUACAAGACUACGCUGGAGAACCUGAAGAGCUUUCCCGAAUCUUCUGUCUAUCGUCAAUCCACCGAAGCCUUGACCCGUCACCGUCUGCAGAUCAUCGAGUCGGUAAAGCCUCCCGGUUAUGAGGCUUGGUUGGAGCGCGUGAAGAAGGCCGUCGCAGCCGAACCCGAGCGAUUCGCUUCUCUCCGCCUUGCCGAUGGUACCUAUGCCGGAUCUAUGCGCGAUGAUGGAAGCGACAACCCCCGUGGUGAGGAGUGGAAUGGAGAAGCCCUGGAGGCGACUACUGAGGGACCCGCUCGCACAACGGAACAAGAGGAGCGGUGGCACAAGGUCAUUGAGGAUGCGACUACUGUGGAGAGAAAAGAUGCGGACUUUGCGGUUGAGCAGAUGAAGUGGGAGAAUGAGCCCGCUCUGGAAGCCGAACAGGUUUCUGAGAUCGAGAAGCAGAUUGGUGCCGGCCUUAUUGAGGAAGUCAUCCAGGUCGCAGAGGGUGAGCUGAAGCUUGUCCAGGAGAUGUACAAGUCCAAGGUCUGGGAAGAGCUCGAGGAGAAGCCUCGCCCGGGUCAGUGGGUCUAUUUCGACCGCAUCCCCCCUGCCGCACCUUAA